Messenger RNA from Amaranthus tricolor (Joseph's coat), 1209 nucleotides. Its product is annotated as molybdopterin synthase catalytic subunit. Gene Ontology annotation, biological process: Mo-molybdopterin cofactor biosynthetic process. Bases 436 to 1026 code for a protein of 196 amino acids. The transcript is spliced from 4 exons. Lineage: Eukaryota; Viridiplantae; Streptophyta; Magnoliopsida; Caryophyllales; Amaranthaceae. The record is from RefSeq and is a predicted model, not a curated record. Gene Ontology annotation, cellular component: cytosol. Gene Ontology annotation, molecular function: molybdopterin synthase activity.
UUGAAGAAAUCAAAGUCAGUUUUUUUAGUGUAGUAAAAUCAAAAUGGUCAGAGUAGUUAUCUUAUUUUGAUAUGCUUCUUCGUCCUCAACUGGUUGCCUACCACCCACCAAACCCAUAUUAAGGUAAUAGUGUAUGAAGUAAUUCGCAAAAGUCGGAUGGUAAUCUGUUUCAGGUUUGUGAACUAGGUAACGCUGUAUGAAGCAAUUUGCACAAAUUGGAUGGCAAUCUGUUUCAGGUAACAGUAGUAUGAAGGAAGACGCACAAAUCGGAUUGUAAUCUGUUUCGUGUUUGUGAAUUAGGAGCAUCCUUUGGAAACCCUUUGAAGAAAUGUUUAUAUAAUUCGCAAACUUUUUUAUGGACUAGUUUGUUGGUACUAGAAGGCUGAACUUGAUUGUUUUUAUAUAGAUUAGGAGAACGAAGGCCAAGCUUUUCGAAUGGCGGAGGAGAAAACGUUAAUUGAAAUUCUCGAGGAGAAUAACCCGAUUGACAUAGUUAAGUACAUAAACUUCGUCCGUGCUCCAGAAUGUGGUGCCAUAGCGACUUUCUCUGGCACAACGCGUGAUACUUUUGAUGGGAAAACUGUGGUAGAGCUAAGAUAUGAAGCUUAUGUUCCCAUGGCAAUCCGAUGUAUUGAGUCCAUAUGUACUUCAGCUCGAGAAAUUUGGAAUCUCAACUUAAUUGCUGUGGCUCAUUGCUUAGGCCCCGUUCCAGUUGGUGAAACAAGUGUAUUCAUCGCUAUCUCAUCGGUUCAUCGGGCUGAUGCAAUGGAUGCUUGCAAGUACUUGAUUGAUGAGUUAAAGGCAUCGGUGCCUAUUUGGAAGAAAGAGGUUUAUGCCAACGGAGAGAUUUGGAAGGAGAACUCAGAGUUCUUGGAGAGGAGGUCAGAGCUCGGGAAAGAGAAUGUUGAGAAGGGGUGCUGCCGGAGAAAAGUAAAGGUGACGGAAGAUCAUGAGAAGAACAUAUGUUGCCGUCCUAAAGUUAGGGUGGAUGAAGAAAGAGAGAAUGACACAAAGAAUGAUAAAUGAUAAUACAACAUUUGAAUACUUUUACUUGGAAGUAGUUUUCUUGAACCAUAUUAUUAAGAAAUUCUUGUCAUUUAUUUUGCUUUCAUUGUAGACAAAUCUUUUGUAAACUUGUACUAAUGUUGAUUGAUCAAUAAAUUUAUGUCACUAAUUAAUACAUCGCAAAAAUGUGUUUCUAAAUGUUGU